AUGGAGAUAAACGAAGGGUACAUUCAGAGUCCAUUCACCUGCACAGUCCACUCUCCUGCAUUUGUGUUAGAUGUCAGACGGAUCACAAUCUUCAUUCUUCUCAUUCGGCCGGAAUUAGAGGCGCUCCUCAACAUAGGGAGUCAUACUUUAACACAAAGCAACCAGAAUUCACUUUUACUAGGGAUGCUAUAUAACGAAGAGUUCGAGCUCCCCAAACCCGGAUCAAAAAUCACGUUUCAAGGCCAUAAAUGGUUUGUACUCAAAAAGAUCUAUAGCGGUGUAUUCUCACUUGUGUAUUUGCUUCGUGAUGCCACUGAUAAACGAAAGUUUUAUGCAAUGAAAGUGGAAAAACAGAAAGAUUGUGAAAGGCCGGUUCUAAAACUCGAUGUCGCAGUCCUAUCGCAAAUGCGCUCUGUCAUCGGUUUUCCAACAAUGUUUGUUGCUGGCAGGACAGACUCAUUCAAAUUUUGUGUAAUGCAGUUGGUGGGGCCUGACCUCAGGGCACUGAUGUGGGCCAUGCCCAAUAAAAAAUUUUCUCCUCCAACAGCGUUCCGAAUUGCACUUCAAACACUGGAUCGCUUAGAAAAGCUUCAUGAUGCAGGAUACUUGAACAGAGAUGUAAAAUCGCAGAAUUUUGCCGUUGGAAUAGGAGGAGAGUCCUCUGUAAUAUACAUGCUAGAUUUUGGAUUAACGAGGAAGUAUAGAAGUGCAGACGGAACAAGACUGAAACGCCGUGGAUGUGGACCAUGUGUUGGUACAUAUCCUUUCACACCAUUAGCAUCUGCAACAAUGAAGGAUCAGGCUCCUAAAGAUGACCUUGAGGGAUGGUUCUAUAUGAUUAUGGAAAUCUUUUUAGGAUGCCUGCCCUGGCACAACUCGAGAAUUAACCCUGACCAUGGCUUAACUCGGGAGUGGAAGCAGUUUGCUCGAGGUGCUUUUCGCAGUGAAAUGCUUUCAUCGCUUCCCUACGAGUUCUCACCAAUAUUUAGCAACAUUAUCAAUACGAGAUUCGAGGAAAGACCAAGGUAUCAAUUUAUACAACGAAUGUUGAUUGCGAGUGCAACCAGGCAAGGCAUAAAGCUUGACGUCCCAUAUGAUUGGCAGGUAAUUCCGGCUUUGGUGAAUCUCAUAAGAAAAUCCACAGAAUACGGCCCGCUGCCCGAUGAUACCGAAACAAUAACAGAACCCGAAGUCGAUAAAGAGCCAAUUGCAGCUUUUCAGUGAAAGUCACUCUUUUCUAAUGCGUCUUUCAAUUUCACAUGGAUACCUAGUAAAAUUGUAUCGCAAAUCCUCAAGCGAGUCUAUACAAAGCUAAUAAUUCGAUAAGAUUUCUCUAAUUGAGGUUUUCAUGUGUAUUUUUCAUUGCUAGUCGAAGUAUAAUACUUGCUACAC
Molecule: messenger RNA, 1392 nt
Organism: Cylicocyclus nassatus
Lineage: Eukaryota; Metazoa; Nematoda; Chromadorea; Rhabditida; Strongylidae
Source: the annotation of a GenBank genome assembly